GUUCAACAGUAACGGGUUUCAUACUCCUGGCGUAGUGGCUGCCCUUCCGCCUGAAGUCUGGAGUCUCUUCUUCCCUCAUUCUCUGCACUCUGCAAAUAUGAAAAACGAGAGAGAAAAGAAUCAUCACUGAGGAAGCGGAGCGAGGUUAUAUAAUUAGAGGCAGAGAGAAAGAGAGGGAGAGAGUAGUAAUGGCAGCGGCGUCGUUUAGGUGGAUACUACAGCUACACAAGGACGUACCAAGAGCGGCUCGGUUCUACUCAGAAGGGCUCGACUUCACAGUCAAUGUGUGCACUCUUCGCUGGGCCGAACUCCACUCUGGCCCUCUCAAGCUCGCACUCAUGCACACUCCCAGUGACCAUGUUAUGCAGCAGGGGUAUUCUUCACUACUAUCGUUCACAGUGUCUGAUAUCAACACUACAGUGACAAAACUAAUGGCCUUAGGUGCUGAACUAGACGGCCCCAUCAAGCACGAGGUCCAUGGGAAGGUUGCAGCCAUGCGAUGUAUUGAUGGUCAUAUGCUGGGACUCUAUGAACCUGUCUGAGGGGUUGAAGACCAACCAGUCAUAUCAAUAAAAACCGAGCCACGCUGCUAUUCACUUUCGUUAUGAAACAUUGAAUUCUUUUGAUACGGAGAAGACAUGAGAAACCUCUCCUUUCUUUGGAUUGCCUUCAAUGAUCGAUAGUGUCUGCUCAUCCAGGUCUAUGAUAGCCGUGCAUAGGGUGUGGAGCAUUGGACCUGCGUAUGUCGCUAAAUUGUUAAGCAAGAAGUAACGCAUGGAGAAUGGUUUCAAAUUAUGUUAUUAACUACCUGUCAUGUAAAUUGGAUAUCUUGUAUCUUCUGUGUCUCCAAGUAUUGACAAGAUUUCAUCUUUCGAUC
This is a messenger RNA of Tripterygium wilfordii, 877 nucleotides long. RefSeq lists its product as uncharacterized. Lineage: Eukaryota; Viridiplantae; Streptophyta; Magnoliopsida; Celastrales; Celastraceae. The transcript has 3 exons. The coding region runs from base 189 to 542 and encodes 117 amino acids. The record is from RefSeq and is a predicted model, not a curated record.